Molecule: messenger RNA, 1039 nt
Organism: Pseudo-nitzschia multistriata
Lineage: Eukaryota; Bacillariophyta; Bacillariophyceae; Bacillariales; Bacillariaceae
Source: the annotation of a GenBank genome assembly
ACCGACUACCAGGUACCGGUACUCGUACUGGCAGCUGUACAAGAGACAAUGCCGUCUUUGUCUCCACGGCGAGGAAGGAAAUCCAUGAUUGCUCUAGAGCGCAGCAAAUCCAUGAGCGCAAUUGAAAGCGAUUCCUGCGAGAAAGAGGGAACACUGAAGAACCUUGAACGGUAAUCUACAACUACCACCACCAAAAAACCAACUUUUCCAAGGAUCGAAAUAUCCCUCAGCAACAACCAAUCGAGGAAGUGAAAGACCACCAAGAUGGUCACCAUCGAUAAUACCACCGCAAUCAUCAGCAAUCGCAACAACAGCAGUAGCCGGACGAUCCGUCUCAGGUCCAUGCCGGAUAACAAUGGAGUGUCCAAAACCUUCGAACUAAGCGAGACUGCUGCGUCAAUCAGCGAGUUUGUCGUCGACUGUUUGGAUUUGGAGGACGAGGAGGACGAGAACGCCACCAUCGUGGUCGAUAUACCUCGGAUCAGCGGCGACUGCCUUGGCAAGGUUGUGGAGUUCAUGACUCAUUAUGAGAAAGAAGAGUUGAAGCAAAUCUCGGGGAAACCGCUAAGAGGAUCUACUUUCAACGAGGUAAGGAACGGUUUUUGUUGGUGAUUGUCGAGAAGCUCUUUGUCCUUCUCUUGCUCUGACUCCUUCUCGCUGGAUCUAUCGUCUGUCCAAAGGAAGUGACUCAGAAAUGGUACCGAGACUUUGUGAGCGACGAAUCCCUAGGAAUCGAGGGAAAGACUAGUGACCUUGAGGCUGCGCCCAGGCGUCUUAUGGAGCUCCAUGCGGCCGCCAAUUUUUUGGGAAUCGAACGGCUUCUCGACCUAGUGGUCCUUAAGAUUGCCUACCAAAUUAUGAACAAGGACAAGGAGGGAAUCCGCGUGUACCUGAACCUGCCCAAGAUGACGAAGGAAGAAGAAGAGCAAGUUCGUAAGGACAAGCCGUGGAUCUUUGAAAACUAGAUCCCAUCUAGGGCGAUGGCAAUGGCAAUGGAUCCAUCCAUUGAUGCAUGAAAAUGUUGGAGAUAAGGAUAGUG